Messenger RNA from Dermacentor andersoni, 2835 nucleotides. Lineage: Eukaryota; Metazoa; Arthropoda; Arachnida; Ixodida; Ixodidae. The record is from RefSeq and is a predicted model, not a curated record.
CGAGUAUCCCGCUCAGGUCAGCGGCUCCGCCGGUCGGGAGCCGGUUUUUCCGUGCGCUUUGAAAAGUUGCUCGGGUCGCCGGUUGUUUUUGGCUGCUGCGCGGUGGCGCGCAACAAGUGUGCCCCCGGCGACAUGGACGACAAGAGCGAGCCGCGCGAGAACGACAAGUGCAUGGAGCAGGGCGAGUCCACGGGUGGCGGCGGAAUGUCCAAGCUUCGCGCCCAGGUCACCUCUGCCGUGGCCAACAUCCCGUCGCUGGUGAUUGUGCUGCUGUGCGUGCUGUUGCUCGUCUUCUUCGUCAUCAUCGUCGCCCUGUCGGUCAAGGUGCACUCGGGCUCGACGGCGCCUGACGAUCGCUGCCUGUCGGCGGCUUGCCUGGGCUCGGCGGCUCGCGUGCUCGCCGGUCUUCGAGACGCCGCGCCCUGCCAGGACGCGUACGCACUGGCCUGCCGACCCGGCACCCCUCAGGGCCCCCGCGGCCAGCACGCGGUGCGGCACCUGGUGGAUUUGGUGCCUUUCGACGGCGACCAGGCGUCGGCCGAGACCAAGGCGAAGCGCUUCUACGAGACGUGCAUGGAGCCGCGCAGCCUGAGCCAGGACGCCCUGGCCCUGCUCAACUACCGGCUGCGGCAGGUUGGCGGCUGGGAGCUCGUCGCCGGCUCGUCGUGGUCCCUGCAGAGCUGGGACCGGGACACCGCGCUCGAGAAGCUGCACGUCGACCUCGGAGUGAGCCCCUUCUUCGCCAUCGGAGUCGCCGACCGAACGAUUCGGCUGCACCCAUCGGGGUUCACGUUCCCUUCAUACGAGUACUACGCCGACGGCAAGCCCGACACCCUCGCCGGCAAGGUGCUGGGCAGCUACAGGGAGCUGAUCGAGCAUGUUUCCAGCCAUCUGCGGGACGGCCCACCCACCUUGGCAAACUCUGUCCUGGCCGACACCAUCAUCAACUAUGAGCGGCGACUGCUCGAGCGUCUGCGUCCUCGGGAGAAUGUCACCGAGCCGAGCAGCCUGCGCACCACUGUGGCGCAGCUCACACGCUUGGUUCCCAUUGUCAAGUGGGAGCAGCUGCUGAGUGCCUACUUCCACGGCCACUCCAUUGGCCAGGACACUCCUGUGCUGAUAGUGCAGCCGCACUACUUCAGCGGCCUGAGCCAGAUCAUCUCGACCACCGACACCACUACACUGAACCACUACAUGAUGUGGCGCUUGGUGAUGAAGUAUGCACCGCACCUGGACAAGACCGUGCGGUCUGAGUAUUUCCGUUUCCAGCGGAACAUUUUCGGUGCUCCAGACAGUGAACCAGAGGAAGAGUGGUGGGAGCAGUGCACCCGACACACGAGCCACUACCUGCGCCAUGCUGUGGGCUACCUGUACGCCACCAAGACAGCUGGCAGCCGGGUGCAAGACACCAUACAACAGGCGGAGGCCCUCGCUCAACGGGUGAAGAAGGCGGCCAUCGAGAGUGUGGCUGAGGUCGCAUGGCUGCCCGAGAAGGGUGCACUUCGAGAAAAGCUGUCCAGCUUGGAUUUUCGUGUGGGCUACGCUUUCAAGGACAAGCCAAAGCAGCUGGACCGCUUCUACCUGGACCUCAUUGUCAAGCUUGGCUCACACCUGGAGAACGUGUUUGAGGCUGAACGUUUCCUAGGACGCAAGAAGGCCCUGAUGCUCAAUGACCGAUCAUACCUGGCUGAAGAGACGGCUGAAGACGAAGCGUGGACCAUUUCGGCAGUUGACAGCCAUCCCAUAUACAACCAAGAGCUGAACUCAAUUGUGGUACCCUUGGCAGCAUUGCAGCAGCCAGUCUUCUCUCUGGAUGAACACCCGGCAUUGCAGUAUGGGUCCUUUGGGAGCCUGAUCGGCCGCCUGGUCUUCGAGUGCCUCCGCCAGGAAGAUGAGAGCCUGUUCCGCAACAAUAUGACACGUGCCAGUCUGCGAGAGAAGUUGCACUGCCUGGCCAACAGGUAUCCUGCCUUGGACAGAACUUUGCCGGUCAAUGGUCCUCUGGUUGCUCCUGAAGCACUAGCCGACCUUGCUGGCGUCACAGCUGCCUUCAGGGCUUUUGAAUCCGAGAUGCACGUCAAGGAAAAGCUUCCAGGGAUGGAGUGGACACCAGAACAGCUGUUUUUCAUUGGCUAUGUGCAGUCCAUGUGUGAAGAGGUGUCCUUAAGAAGAUUACACAUCUGGAGUCUUGUCAGCGAAUCGGCGCCUAAAAAGCUCAGGGUACUCCAGGCACUGCAGCAGUCUCCCGAAUUUGGCCGAACAUUUGACUGCAACACUGAAGAGUGGCAGUCCCACAUUUGCCAUGCAUGGUGACCUUCUGCCGUGAAUCUAGGCAGCUCACUGGUGCACUAACAACUGUGGCAGCAGCAGUAGGCCAAGGGUACCGAUACUCCCAGGAGCAGCUGGUUUGCAUUGGUCAUGGUGUCUUGAUUCACGUGUGCCUUCAGUGCAACUAAGAGCCGCUGGUUCUUUGAAGACAAUGGGCAUAUCACCACAGCAGACAUCUCACUCAAUGCAGACAUGCUGCUUGUAGCACUUGCAACUCAGCAAGCUGCCCUUGAACAAAUGCAGCUAGUACUGCUUGGAGACAAAGUGGUGGGUGUCCACAGCAGUGCAGUUUGUAGUUGGACUGACUGUAUGUAGUAGGGUAUGUGUGAACUUUAUUUAGAAUGGGCUGAGGUGGUGUGCAUGUAAGUGUGUGCGUGUUUGUAGGCAUGUGAACUGUUGGCAUUUGAAAUGUCUUGUACAAAGCUCCAUUCCAAGUUUCGGCCUCAUGUUUCUGUUGAGAACCACGACAGAAUAAAUGCUUCAAUGGUAUCAUCACUUUCAUGGAAA